Messenger RNA from Pseudophryne corroboree (corroboree frog), 3339 nucleotides. It is a transcript of the gene MTERF1, whose product is annotated as mitochondrial transcription termination factor 1. Gene Ontology annotation, cellular component: mitochondrial matrix. Lineage: Eukaryota; Metazoa; Chordata; Amphibia; Anura; Myobatrachidae. The coding region runs from base 197 to 1372 and encodes 391 amino acids. Gene Ontology annotation, molecular function: double-stranded DNA binding. The transcript has 2 exons. Gene Ontology annotation, biological process: regulation of DNA-templated transcription; termination of mitochondrial transcription. The record is from RefSeq and is a predicted model, not a curated record.
AGAGCGGAGAAGAUUAGCCAAUCGGAGGAGCUGUUACAGUGCACCAGGAAGUAGUGUGCACAACACGGGAGGCAUGGGGAAGGGGAGAUGACGCGUUUGCCCUCAGCUGUGCGUGUGCCGGAGUGACAGGGAUCACUCCCCGCGUCUGCCGGUGCCCGAGCUGCGGGAUAGAGGGGAUAAGAAAUAAUUGUGAAAUAUGGCUCUGAUAAUUCGGAUUUACACAACCGCUCAUUGCGUGACACGUCUGAAAGGUACAUGUCGGAGAGAUGUUGCAAACCUAGCCCUUACCAACAUGCUGCGGGGACGAUUCUACACGCAGCCGGCACAGCUCCUUAGCAGGAAAGAAAAAACGUCCAGGGAGAAUGAGAACCUGCUUAGAAAUCUUCAGCUCAUGGGGGUUGACGUUUCAAAGACCAGGAAUCGCGAGUCGUUUAUUCUCAGGCGGCCGAUCACUUACGAGCGCAUUCUCCAGGAAUUUCUCCAGGAAAAAGGAGCUAGCACACAUAUGGUAGCAAGCAUCAUAUCCCGGUACCCACGGGCAAUCGGUCACAACUCUGAAGCCUUGUGUGAUCUGUGGAACGUUUGGAAAAGUGUUCUGGAUACUGACUCUGCGGUGCUAAAUGUCGUGAACCGAUCUCCGGAAUCCUUCUUCCGAACAGUCAAUAUUGACAACUUAAAGGAUAACAUUCGUUUUUUCCGGUUUCUCGGUUUGUCCCCGAAGAUUCUAAGCCAGUUGAUGGCCAAGGCACCUCGAACAUUUGCCAACAGUGUCCAGCUAAACAAACAGAAAGUAUUCUUCUUACAAGAAGUCUGCACUAGCCUGGGUGGGGAGAACUGUCGGGAGUUUGUCCAACACAUCAUUGAACAAAAUAUAUUUAUUUUAACCAGAAGUACCAAGCGCAUCCAAGCCAACAUUGUGACGAUCGAGUCCCUUAUGAAGUUGGAUAAAAAAGCUCUCCUGCUGUGGAUCCAGUCUGAUGGCGCUCACCUGCUCAGCCUCAGCUACACAUAUUUUGAAAAUAACUUUAAAAACGCCCAGGAAAAACUACAAGCCUUGGGUUUUUCGGAAGACGAGGUAACCCGGUAUAUUUUCAUGUCUCCCAAAGUUCUCCUUAUGACUCCCCAAAACUUUGCCAAGAAGGUCAAUCUACUUCUGGAAUGUGGCAUUGAAACUAGGGAGAUCCUUAACACCCCUAAUGUACUGGCCAUGGGGAUGGAUCACAUCGAAAGAAAAAUUAAGGACCUUUCCAAAUAUGGUUUUGACUUCAAGUCUUCUGGGCUUGGCAUUUUGAAUCUGUCCACCACAAAAUACAUGUCUAAGCUGGAACAGUUGGCAAGUUCUGCAUCGCUAGAGAAGACUGAUAAAAAAUAGCAUUGUCUCCUUUUCUACCACAGUUAAACGGGAAUUAGUUUGAGAACACAGCCAUUUGUUUUUUUUCCCCCCAGUAUCUUCAUGAACCAUCCUUCCACAGUGCCGCUGUAUGCCUGUCCGCACUACCACAUAUUAUUGGCACCAGAGACUCCUUGCACCAUUGGUAUCACAUGCUUGCCUACUGCACCAGGAAAUACUGACUUUGUCAUUCCACUACUGGCACUCUCUAUAGUAUGCCAACCUGUGCGGCCACAUGUAAGCCAGUGUUUACUAUAGCAAGGCAGUACUACCAUAUAGUAGCCAGUACCCCACAGUAUACCGGGUCCCAGUGCCAGCUACUGCCGCCACAAUGUGCCAUGCAAUCUUCCCAAAUAUUAACCAGUGUUCCACAGUAUGCCAAUACACUCACUGUAUGCCAGCUGUGUUUUUACAUACUAGCUAAUGUUCUAGUACGUGCAGGUUAUUCAUGUAGCCCCUUCCGUCCUGUAACAGCUGACAAAUGGCGGUUUUGAAAAGCUGCCGCCUACUAAAUAUACCAAGUUAUAGAAUUAUUUUCAGUUCUGCUCCAUUUAAGAUUUUCCCUUUUUUUUUUUUUUUUCCCCUGCCCCCACAUGACACAUGCAGCAGAGGAACACACCCCACAAUGCAGUCUGCAGCGUCUCCCCUGUACUGGAAUACCAUGUACUCCCAGAGCUAAUGUUCUGCUUUCAUACUGCCUAUCACACACACUGGCAAAACCACACCAUUUAGAAAAGUGCGUCUCCCAGGAAUAUUAGUCUAGCAGUAUUUCUCAACUCCAGUUCUCGGAGAACCCUAAGGGGUUAAUUCUAUUAGCCAUGAAGGGGGCGAGUUGCAGGUUCAAUGGCGUAGAAACUUUUGCAAUGGCACCACAACUCGCCCCCCUUCGUGCCUGAUAUUGUCACGGAUUUUUGUAUGCAGUCAUAUGGAGCUGCGGACAUAGGGGGUCACCAUGCAGACCCGAACGUAGCCACGCAUCUGUAUUCGGGUGGUCUGCGCACAUGCACUGGCUGCAGUGCGCCACCUUACACAUUGCAGCUGCAUCCAUUAAGGAUGCAGCCGCAGUGUGAUUGACAGCGGCGGGCGUUCAUGGGGCGACGAUGAUACGGUAGGUGGGCGGGCCAAACAAAGGAAUGCCGUGACUGUUUUCGGGGUGGCUGUGUGACGUCACACACACACUGGCUGUGAUUUAAAAAUGGAGGCUGACCGCCUGUCUGCGCUACCAGGGGUCAACCUUAUUUUGAUGCAUUCGCAAUUUAAUUGCAGACGCAUGGGGAGGUGGUGCAUCACAUAUGCUGGGCGGCCUUGCCCUGUGCAGCCCCCAGCAUGUGAGGAGAUGGACGCAGAUCUGGCUGCAUAUACAGCAAUCUGCGUCCAUCUCUGAAUCGGGCCCAUAGACUCUCCAUGUCCGGAGGAACCAUAAGCACCUAAUAGGAUUGACCCCUUAAGUGUGCAUGUUUCCCAUACUCUGUGCUGGAGCACAGGUGUACUCAUUACUGACUGAUUUAUACUUCCUGCUGAAACCCCCCCGAGAGGCUGUCACUUAGUAAAUAUACCCCAUGUAUCGGUGUUCCCCAAACCAGUUAGAUUGUGGGCUCAUUUGGGAAGGGCCGCCUUUACUUUGUGCUUCCUGACGCUAUAUGCAAUGUAUAUGUUUCAUGUGUAUACAUCAGAAUGCCAGCACUGGAUUGUUGGCAUUGCCGACAGCCUGGGUAGGGGUUAGGUUUUGGCUAUGGUUAGGGUAAGGCUUAGUUGACAAGUCUAUGAAAAAUGCAUUGUUGACAUGCCGACUGUCGGCAUUCUGGCACCACAACCGUUUUAUGACUCCCUCAAAUAUGAUUGUAAAUCAGGGAUAAUAAAAUGUUUGGGUUUUUCUCAGUAACUGUGCAUUUCACUAGUGGAUUUUAUUCAAGCAACAGCGACGACAAAAUAAAAUAUAUUUUUAAUAA